AUGAACCCAAAUUCUACGAAGCAAAGAUUACGGCCAACACCAGCUCAAGUAAAAGUAGUGCUCAGUUUUUUAGAACAGCAUCCAGAAAUGGCUUGGCAGGAACUGAGAAAUGGAAAUGCAGGGUUUCAUAGGAUUAGAAAAAUGUGGGAAGAGCUAACUGAAACUGUAAAUUCGAUUUAUGGGGCACGUAAAAGUGCUAGUGCCUGGAUGAAGUAUUGGCAAGAUAAAAGAAGAAAUGUUCUAGUAAAAAGCAGAUCAAUAAAGCAAGGGAAAGUUCGACUAAACCUUACAUCAGUUGAUAAAAGGAUAAUAAAAUUACAUCAAAUGAGAAGAAAUAAUAAAGUAAUAAUGAACAAGCCUUGUAAUGGAGAAGACAAUUCUGUUGAUUCUGUUGAUGCAUAUGAGGUUCCCAAUGAUGAUAGAAUGGUUACUAAUGAUUGUGAAGAAAAAAGCUGGAAGCUAAUGGGUACAAUGAUUGAUGCAAUGGCAAAACAGGCAGAAGCUCUUACUCAUAUAGGUCAAGAGUCAUUAAAAAAAUCUGAAGCAAUGGAACAAAUCGCAGAAGCGUCCUUAACACAGGCUCUGGCAGUUGACAAAUUAGCAAUAAUAUUUGAUGGAUUCAGUGGCUCACUGUAUGAAGUUAGAAACGCUAUUCAGAGCAUAGACUAUACCAUGAAGAGGUGUUACCCCCCCUAA
This is a messenger RNA of Pieris macdunnoughi, 696 nucleotides long. NCBI's taxonomy places the organism in Eukaryota, Metazoa, Arthropoda, Insecta, Lepidoptera, Pieridae. The record is from the annotation of a GenBank genome assembly.